CUAAACAUGUCUCUAAAGAUACUAAAUCUUAAUCUAUGUUUCAAAUUUCAAAAGCCUUUCUCAAGAGAAAAUAUAGAUACAAGAGUUAGAAAACUCUGACGAAUUGAAUAACGUAAAGACACACCAAUUUUGUUAGACUUAUAUAAAUUAGUAGGUAUCGAUAUGUGUUCGAUUCGAUACAUAGUAAAGGUAUCAGAAAAAUGUGUGUGAAGUUAGUCUUUCAAUGUGACGUCCCUAUUUAUAUGUCUAAAAUUGAUAUUGUGCUAUUAUCAUUAUUGAUAACAUAUUUAUUUUUAACAGAAAUUAUUUUAAUGUGAAUUUUUCAUGUGAAUCAUUUUCAUAUUGAUUAUUUUUAAAUGGCAUCUAUGAUUAGUAUUUUAUAACUUUUUAGUGAAGCAUACAAUAUAUUUAAAUAAUUGACUAUUUUUAUCAAUGAAAGUUUGUUGCUUUCGAGUAUUUGUUAAAGAAGUACUGUGGGACUGUAUAUUUAUAGUAAAACAUAUACAGAACUAUGAUUUCUUUACAACUGUCUAUGAUGUACCGUUCAGAGUCUCAGCAGAACUGCAAUCAUUACAGUUUCCUUCAAACGAAAUUGAUCCAUUAUUAAUGAAUGGUAACUGUUUAGAACAAGUAAUCAAAAUAAUGGAACAAAGUGCAUACUUUAGAAAAUUAUUAGUAAGAAAAAUGAAUACAAUUACGUCAGUGGAUAAUAACAACAUCACAAUUAGUGUGCAAGACAUUAAUCUUGUUGAACCAAAAAAAUAUAGAUUACCAUACACAUGGUGUAAUAUUUAUGAAAAAACUGAUUUAGAGUAUAGAGAACUAGAAAAUAUAAUGGCAUGGCUGUCAACUCUUGGAGGAGCAUUUUCAUCAUUAGGCGAUCAAACUGAACAUUGUGCAAUUGUUGCAGGAAAAAUAUCAAUUCAACAACUUAAAAUAGCCUUAAGGAUUGGUGAUCCAAUAACUGUAGCUCGUUGUAAAUUGUAUCUUGCAAUCAGUUUAAUGCAACGUGGCCAAUUUAAUACUGCUAAAAGUAUUGUAAAAGAACAAUAUUUUUUUGUUAGAUCUCAAACAGUGAUAGAUGAGCGACUAAUAAAAAUGUGUUAUGGCAUUUGGUGUAAAUUACGUUAUGAAAAAAAUAAAUAUUACAGUAUUAAAUCUAAAAUUAAAAAAACUGCAUAAUUGUUUUUGUUCAUACAGGGAUAAUUGAAUUAUUAAACAGCUCAAAAUUCUAAGUAUAUUAAGAAAUUUUUUACUUUGUUUAAAAUUUUUUUCACCCAUAUAAGUUUUGUUAUUCUAUAUUAAUUACUUAUUAUUUUAAUAGGGUCAAUUAA
This is a messenger RNA of Daktulosphaira vitifoliae (grape phylloxera), 1334 nucleotides long. RefSeq lists its product as uncharacterized. The coding region runs from base 433 to 1182 and encodes 249 amino acids. Lineage: Eukaryota; Metazoa; Arthropoda; Insecta; Hemiptera; Phylloxeridae. The transcript has 3 exons. The record is from RefSeq and is a predicted model, not a curated record.